AUUCGAGGAAGAUGGGAGGACAUUUUAUCCAGGUGAUGAUCCCUACUGGGAGGCUGUCGACCUUCAUUAUUGGCAAACCAAUAAUAUAGAAUGGUACGACCCGGCGGCUGUGACUACGAAGAACGGUUCUCUCGUUCUUACACUAUCUGCAAAAGAAACACACGGUCUUGAUUACCAAGGAGCACUCGUACAAACAUGGUAAAUUGGCCCGUCCGUUCUCAGUGCUUGUCUUAUACAAUCAAACAUAGGAAUAAGUUCUGUUUUACCGGCGGAUACCUGGUUUCGGCCGUCCAACUUCCCGGAAUCAACAACAUUGUUGGACUUUGGCCUGCCGUAUGGAGUAUGGGAAAUUUGGGACGCGCAGGAUAUGGUGCAUCACUUGACGGCACGUGGCCUUACACGUAUGACAGCUGCGACGUUGGCACAGCACCUAAUCAAACAAUCGAUGGACUACCCGCAGCAGCAGCUGACUACACAUUAUCAUAUUUGCCCGGACAGAGGUUGUCGCGGUGCACCUGUGACGGGGAAAGUCAUCCAGGUCCUAAGCACAGUGACGGUACCUACGUUGGACGGUCUGCUCCAGAAAUCGAUGUAUUUGAGGCACUAGUCAGCGAUGGCACUGGUCAAGUGUCGCAGUCCGGACAGUGGGCACCGUUUAACGCAGGAUUCAUUUGGGACAAUAGUACGGAUAACUUGAUUAUUGCAGACAGUAGUGUAUCCACGUUCAACACGUAUGUUGGUGGACUGUUCCAGCAGGCAACCUCUGUUGUAUCUGAAACGAAUCCAGACUGCUAUCAAUUGGCAUCUGGGUGCUUUGCUAUCUAUGGAUUCGAGACUGUGUCGCUCAUCUGUUUCGAAGGCUACGCGUCAGAUAACGCUGUAACUCGCCUGGACAAUAACGCUGCUGGCAUGAGGGCAGAUGCCGCUACCGAAAUCUCUGCCCGUCCUGUACCACAGGAGCCUAUGUACAUCAUGGCUAAUUUGGGCAUGUCCACCAACUUCGGAGACGUCGAUCUGGAUCACCUCACGAUUCCCUGCAGUCAUGACCCGGACAACAUCAAUAUCGGAUGUGACCCGGAAGACUUUCCUACAGCAGAGUAUAUCGCUACUUACAGUGAGGCUUACCAAAACCCCAACUUGACAACAUGGGUCGAUGACUACGGUCAGACCAUUCCUAAAAAUUCACUCGUUGACGGAUGCUAGAUUUAAUUUAUUUUGUAUUCAUCAUGGGCCGACACAUUAUGCAUUAUGUACGACAGUAAUGCAUCGCAAUCGCUGGAAUCCACUCCGCCCAUUCUUUACCCACCAGCGAUGAUAUCCUCUAUUUCCUCACCCUCACCUCCUUAGAUUUGGUUAUACACAACUCAUCAUUCUGUAUCGAUGUAUAUAUAGGGCUACCGCAUUACGUAGAGGAUUAAUUUAUGCCCCAAAAUCCGAAAGGAUCCAUGCAGAAAUAGACAGUGAAAUUAUCAAUCUAGAUGGCUUCCAAUAUUUCAUCGGCG
This is a messenger RNA of Desarmillaria tabescens, 1502 nucleotides long. Its product is annotated as beta-glucan synthesis-associated. Gene Ontology annotation, biological process: fungal-type cell wall organization; (1->6)-beta-D-glucan biosynthetic process. Gene Ontology annotation, molecular function: glucosidase activity. Gene Ontology annotation, cellular component: endoplasmic reticulum membrane; plasma membrane. The transcript is spliced from 10 exons. Lineage: Eukaryota; Fungi; Basidiomycota; Agaricomycetes; Agaricales; Physalacriaceae. Bases 196 to 1203 code for a protein of 335 amino acids. The record is from RefSeq and is a predicted model, not a curated record.